GUGAAAGACACAGUGCAGUCCAGAGUGCCCUGUCUCCCCUUACACUCGGAUCCCAGCAGAGCCACAGGGAGGGUGCAGAGCCAUGGAGCCUCUCUCCUUCCAGGAGUAUAUCUUAUCCCUGGACAUUGAAUCCCUGCCCAGGGUGCUGAAGGUUUGUUCCGGGGUGUACUUCCAAGGGUCGGUGUAUGAGGUGAGCGGCAGAGAAUGCUGCUUAUCAACAGGGGAUCUGAUGAAAAUUACUGGCCUUUGCCUGCAGAAGGUCACCUGCAGGGAUCCAGAGACCGGGCUAGCAACAGAGCUGCCUCUGAACUUCAAAGGGCAUUUCCAGCCCAGCCGAGACAAGCUGUCAUACACGAGCCUGAAGAAGCUUACCAGGACCAGGCCAGCAGGGCUCCAGGACAUGCCCUUCUCCUUCACCUCAGCAGUUGACUUGACCAUGGAUGGGUGGGUCAUUCCCAAGGGCCAGCCCAUUUCCCUGCUUUCGAUGGCCAGGCAUGAGGGCCAGGAGUUUGCCAACUGCACAACCACGGGGCAGGACGGGCAGCAUUUGCUCUGCCUCCCCGUCUCCCUCCAGGGCCAAUUCUAUGAGUGCACCAGGCAUCAGAGCUACACGCUGAGCCAGGUGCUGCAGUCGGAAGCCCUGAGGGGCCAGCGCCUGAAAUGCUCUGCACUCGGCAGACACUCACUGCUCCUCUGCCCUGUGUACGAAGUGGAGGCGAUAAUGCACAUGCGGAAGGAGGUGGUGAAAAUCCCCUCCACCCUGGAAGUGGAUGUGGAGGAUGUCACCGAGGUGUCUCAACACAUCCACUUCAUCAAGCCACUGAUGCUAAGCGAGGUCCUGGGGCUGGAGGGGGCCUUCCCCUUGCAGGCCGAGAUCCUGGAGGGUCCUGAGUACCCACCUAUCUUCAAGAAUGACUGGAUUCCCCACCUGCAGAAGGGGCAGAAGAUCCAAAUCCAUGGCAAGUCCUGUGCUUGGAGAAUCCUCGCCUCAUCCAGCAAGGGCAGAAGGGGCUCCCGGCACUUCCUGCUUUCCAGCACCUACCAGGGCAAGUUUCGGAGACGCCCCCAGGAGUUCCCCACAGUCUUUGACCUGACAGCAAGUCUGGGGAAGGGUGAGUGCCUGCGGGUGGUGGUGACUAAAGACUGUGAGAGCCCUGAGGAGGAUCUGCCAUCUCUCAGCAUGGGGGAUCGGCUGGAGGUGCUGCACCUGACAAAGACCCAGGUCUGCAGGCAGGCAGAGCACAAAUCCAUUGACGUCUUCCUGUGCAGCAGAAGCAGUGGCGAGGAUGAGGAGAGUGAGCAGCUCAUGCUGCCGCUGCACCUGGAAGGCGGCUUUGUGGAAGAGGUCAGCGACAGCAGGAGAUACAGCCUCCCCGAGAUAGUGGAGCAGCUUCAACUGCCCUGCGAGGUCAAGCUGGCAACCAAGGAUUCUUCCCUUGCCAAUGACAUCCUGGGCUCUUUCUCUGCUCUGCGUCUGGAAGCGCGAAUCACCGAGACCUUCUUAGUGACCAGCUUGUGUGAGGCGCCGUCAGUGAGCUUCCAGAUCCCUCCUCAGUGGCUGGACAUGGCCCUGUUCUUCACAGAGGAGCCUGCCUCAUCGCAGACACCCCUGACAGACAUGUCAAAAGUCGAAGAGUUGACAGAAUCCUUUUAUUAUCAUUUGCUAAAGCUGCUGCCUAGCAAUGAGGCUCCCCCACCACGGCCCCCCAAAAGAAGGGACUUCAGGGACACAGGAACCCAGCUAUCUGGAGCCAAAGAGGUCACUGAGAAACCAAGGUACUCUCCACUGCCCCCUUUGUCCAAGUUGAAGUGCACACCCGAGGAGUCUAUGCUGCCGUCCCCCAAGCCUAGGAAUGCAAAGAGUCUCUCGGCUGUCCGGAGUUCCCCGAAUGAGUACUCACCACAUCAGAUUGGCUCGCAGAUGGCCCCCAAGCCUAAGAAACCCUUCAAAGAGGCCAGAGAUGUGAAUGUCAGUGAUGGCUCUGAGCAUGACUAUGAACUAAUUGAUGAUGACCUUAUAAAAACAAUCGAUAAAAUGCAGAAGGCUGUUCUUCACUACUAGGACUCCGGCCUACAGAACAUGACAAGAAGCCAGCCUACGCCAGAGCCACUCCAAGUUCUUAAACUCAGAGAUGAGCACUUGCAAAAGCCAAAUGCAGCACUGAGUCCCAUGAAGUGGCUUCCAACUGCCUUCACCAGUGCAACCUGAAGAGACAGCUGGGUUCCAGCAGUCACUGCUCCCCUAUGCUGCAAACAAGCCUGCACAUUCAGAGACCUGUCCUCUAUGUACUAAAGCAGAGGGCUGGUUUUAGUGGUCCUAUUGUUGGUGUCACUAGGCAUAAAUCUAGGUAGCUCAGGAGGGUGGACGAUCACGAGUGCCAAUGAAGCCCUCCUGCUCAGGCCUCAAUGAACCAUUGUUCCUCCAUGUUAAACACUUCGUGUAACCUAAUGUACUAAUAGCUGCAAAAAUGUAGUGUUAGUUUUCGGUUGUAAUAGCCAGUUCUCUGCUGUAACACGCUGAAGCGAGCUCAAGGUCGUUUCUGAAUACUGUAUACAUGUCUCAGCAGCGGAGAGGGGGGAGGAAGGGGGAAGACAAAAGAUUGAGAAAAGAUACUGU
This is a messenger RNA of Gopherus evgoodei (Goodes thornscrub tortoise), 2617 nucleotides long. It is a transcript of the gene THEMIS2, whose product is annotated as thymocyte selection associated family member 2. NCBI's taxonomy places the organism in Eukaryota, Metazoa, Chordata, Testudines, Testudinidae. The record is from RefSeq and is a predicted model, not a curated record. Gene Ontology annotation, biological process: T cell receptor signaling pathway.